AUUUAAUUCAAACUAAUCGCACGCAGUAACGUAGCACUCAAAGUUGUAUUUAACGCUUAUCGAUAUUUGUCAUUACAGUAUUUUCAUACUUUCCAUAUACUGCCGCAUUCUUUUUGUGCGUCAUAUUUUAGAAGCAACGCGAAAUUCGCUAAAGUGGCCAUUUCGGUUAAUUGUUUAAGAAUUCACUCGACCAAUUAAUUGUAAAGAAAAAAAUUAAAUUAAAAAAAUGUCGGGCACUACGCAGAAGUACAGAAAUUUUGUAGCUGAACCAAUGGGCGAAAAAUCUGUCACAGAAUUGGCUGGCAUUGGCGAAACGCUUGGCGGACGCCUCAUCGAAGCGGGAUUUGAUAAGGCGUACACUGUACUCGGCCAGUAUUUGGUGCUGAAAAAGGACAAAGAGCUAUUCAAAGAUUGGAUGAAGGAUGUUUGUCAUGCUAGCUCAAACCAAGCAUCCGAUUGUUACAAUUGUCUCAACGAUUGGUGCGAGGAAUUCAUGUAAAUGUUUCAAUAUGUAAAUUGUGAAGAAUCUGGACAAGCAAUUCGCUCGAGUGGGAUAAGGAAAUUUUAAACCAUACGAUAAUAUUCAUUAAACUAAACUGCAUAUAUGUUCUGUCAACAAUAACGUUAAGCUAUCAUUAAAAUGUAAAUGUAUAUUAAUUAGAAUUGAAUGAACUGGUUAUCCAUCGGGUUACGUAUGAUAUGCCAACUUCCACUGCUAGUCUUUAAUUAAAAU
Drosophila hydei is the source of this 733-nucleotide messenger RNA. It is a transcript of the gene baf, whose product is annotated as barrier-to-autointegration factor. The record is from RefSeq and is a predicted model, not a curated record. The coding region runs from base 227 to 499 and encodes 90 amino acids. The transcript is spliced from 2 exons. NCBI's taxonomy places the organism in Eukaryota, Metazoa, Arthropoda, Insecta, Diptera, Drosophilidae. Gene Ontology annotation, molecular function: DNA binding.